CAUGGCCGGGGCCGCGCAGGAGAACAGCACGCUGCUCCACCUCUUCGCGGGAGGGUGUGGUGGGACGGUUGGGGCCAUCUUCACGUGUCCGUUGGAAGUCAUCAAGACGAGGCUCCAGUCUUCGAAAUUGGCCUUCCGGGCCGUCUACUACCCUCAAGUCCAGCUGGGGACCCUCAGCGGCGAAGGAAUGGUCCGGCCGGCAUCCGUCUCUCCGGGCCUCAUUCGGGUUCUUAAAUCCAUUUUGGAGAAAGAGGGUCCAAGGUCGCUUUUUCGUGGGCUGGGGCCAAACCUGGUUGGAGUCGCACCAUCCAGGGCGGUGUACUUUGCGUGCUACUCCAAAGCCAAGGAGCGCUUUAACCACGUCUUCACCCCCAACAGCAACAUCGUACAUGUCUGUUCAGCGGGCUCUGCAGCCUUUAUCACCAAUUCACUGAUGAAUCCCAUCUGGAUGGUAAAAACCAGAAUGCAGCUAGAAAGGAGGGUCAGAGGGUCAAAGCAGAAGAACGCCCUGCAGUGCGCCCGCUACGUUUACCGGAUGGAAGGCAUCCGGGGCUUCUACCGAGGCCUCACCGCCUCGUACGCCGGCAUCUCGGAGACCAUCAUCUGCUUCGUUAUUUACGAGAGCCUGAAAAAGCACGUCAGCGGCGUCCGGUUGGCCUCUUCUCCCACUGGCGGGCCAGAGAGGAGCUCCACCAAUUUCAUCGGGCUGAUGGUGGCCGCGGCCGUCUCCAAGGGCUGUGCCUCUUGCAUUGCUUACCCACACGAGGUUAUACGGACGAGGCUACGAGAGGAAGGUACCAGAUAUAAGACGUUUGUUCAGACGGCACGGCUGGUGUUCCGCGAGGAAGGAUAUUUUGCUUUCUACAGAGGACUUUUUGCCCAACUCAUGAGGCAGAUCCCAAACACGGCUAUUGUCUUGUCUACUUAUGAGUUAAUAGUGUACCUCUUAGAAGACCGAGUUAAGUAGCAGACCGGGACUUAAACUAGAAGCACACAGAGACUACAAAGGCCAGUUUCUUCACGAUGAACCGUUUCAAACAUUCACGCAAGACAGACGGAGUUGAGAAUUGACGGAUCGCUUGUUUGACAUCUGCUCUCUCUCUUUCUUUUUUUUUAAAGUGUCCCCCCCCCCCUUUUGUCUGUCCUUCUGGAUUCAUGCUUUCUGAAAGUUUGUUGAUGUUAAUAUUAAUAGAUGAAAUAAUUAUUUCUUUUUUUUUAACUUAAAAGAGGCGAGGCUCAGAAAUUAAAACGACGAUUAAAUUAAA
This is a messenger RNA of Elgaria multicarinata webbii, 1265 nucleotides long. RefSeq names its product solute carrier family 25 member 33 (gene SLC25A33). Gene Ontology annotation, biological process: pyrimidine nucleotide import into mitochondrion. Gene Ontology annotation, cellular component: mitochondrion. The record is from RefSeq and is a predicted model, not a curated record. The transcript has 7 exons. NCBI's taxonomy places the organism in Eukaryota, Metazoa, Chordata, Lepidosauria, Squamata, Anguidae. The coding region runs from base 2 to 967 and encodes 321 amino acids. Gene Ontology annotation, molecular function: pyrimidine nucleotide transmembrane transporter activity.